CAUUGACUUCGAUCGAGAGAUGCCGUCCGAGCAGACGCCGCUGACCAAGCAAGGGUCGUCUGGGUGCAUCAACACGUGCGAUUUGAAAGAAGAACGCCGUUGCAAUGACAUCUUCUUUGUGAUCUUGUACCUGAUCGCGUUUGGCGUGGUCAUCGCGCUCUUCUCCAUGUACGGCGGUGAAGUUUUGACGUACGCCGGCGACACGUUGUUGCAAAAGCAGCACAAGUUCAAGUACGCGCUCAACAUUUGCGCGUCGAUCGCGGGCGGCUCGGUUGUUCUGUCCAUGCUGUGGGUCGGCAUCAUGUUGUGCCUUGGUGCGUGGUUGAUCUGGAUCUGCGCCGGCGUGGCGAUUGCAGGUUCUGUCGUCGCCGGCUUUGUCGCGUCCAAGUUCAUGAAGGACAGUGGCGACGACACGUGGUUUUGGCUGCCGGCCACCAUCGGGUCGCUCCUUGCGAUUCUCGUCACUGUGUACGUGUGCUGUAUUCGCAAGCGCAUCGCGUUCGCCAGCGCCAACUUGCAAAUUGCGUGUCGAGCCAUCUUGACGUACCCUGUCAUUCUGCUCGUGGCGUUCUUCAACACGUUGCUUAUCGGGGCGUGGGUGCUUGUGUGGUCCGUGGCAACGUACGCCGCCAUGAACCACGGCGAGUACAUCCAUGCCAACGGCGAAGGGUACAACAACGUGCAAAAGUUCAGCAUCUUCGUCGCGCUGCUUCUCGUCUUCUUCUGGACCAUGUUCAUCGUGCGCAACAUCGUGCAUGUGACCGUGUCCGGGACGGUUGCGACGUGGUGGUACCGCGCCGACAACAAUCGGAUCCCCAUGACGACGAUGCGCGCGCUCUUCAACGCGGCCGUGCUCUCGUUCGGGUCGAUCUGCUUUGGCUCGUUGAUCGUGUCGGUGAUCGAAACGAUCAAGACCGUGAUUGAAAUCUUUCGCAACCUGGCCAAGCAAAGCCAGAAUGCGGUCGCGGUGUGCCUCUUGGGCUGCCUUGAAUGCAUCGUCGGGUGCAUCUCAAACCUUGUUCAGUACUUUAACAAGUACGCGUACUCGUACGUGGGCAUCUACGGGUUUAGCUUCCUGCGCGCCGGCAAGGAAACGUUUGAGUUGUUUGAAAAGAUGGGCUGGUCGGCGAUCGCAAACGACGCGCUCAUCGACAACGUCCUGUUGGCCGGAUCGAUCUUUGUCGGGCUUGGCGGGGCCGCCGCUGGCUACGGCGCCGUGAGCUACGACAAGCAAUACAACAACAAGUUGUGGACCCAAAACCUGGAAAACCCCACCGCGACACUCGGCACGGCUGGGCUCCUCAUCGGGUUCUCCAUCUGCUACAUCGUGAUGGCGGUCAUUCACUCGAGUGUGGCGACCACGUUUGUCUUGUUCGCGGAAGACCCGCAUUCGCUCCACCACUCGCACCCGCAAGACUACGAAGACUUGCACCAAGCUUGGAACGAAAUCUACCCCGAAGAGUACGCCAAGAAUCCCCACGGCACCAAGGCCGACAACCUCGCUAUCCAGCACACGUAAUCGACAUGAGUCGCGCCGUGUUGCUGGCUCGUGUAGCCGCCGAUUUGUAUCGUUGCCCACAUCUAUGUCUACUUGAUCCUUGCCUUUACUAAAACGUCGUUGGGCCGUUUUGGUUGGGUUCGACUUGUAUUCGC
Messenger RNA from Aphanomyces invadans, 1653 nucleotides. RefSeq lists its product as hypothetical. Gene Ontology annotation, cellular component: membrane. NCBI's taxonomy places the organism in Eukaryota, Oomycota, Saprolegniomycetes, Saprolegniales, Verrucalvaceae. The coding region runs from base 20 to 1519 and encodes 499 amino acids. The record is from RefSeq and is a predicted model, not a curated record. Gene Ontology annotation, molecular function: transmembrane transporter activity. Gene Ontology annotation, biological process: transmembrane transport. The transcript has a single exon.